CUCAGUGGAAUGUGAGUCAACAAUAAUAAUGCAAUUUAUAACGCGCGCAAAUUUGCGGACGUAACGGCGGCAACUCAGAGGCGCGGAGCCAAGCUCAGAGUCACUCGAAAGCUCGUGGCUGUAGAGGUACUCUUUUGCAGCUGGCAGCCCAGCCCCCACGUGCAACAGCAGCAGUAGCAGCCAGCAGCAGCAGCCCCGAGACAGCCACCCACCGCAACAAUGCCUCCUCUGCAAACGCGGACCGCCCCGCGCCCGCCGCGUCAUGCACACUUCGAGCUUAUAAGACAAAAAAAAACCAGCCACUCUUUCUCCAUUUGGAAACAACUCAAGCCGUACAAACAACACGUACAUGCGCACGCCUGACCCCCAGGCCGCAUCGACAACAGGGGCAGUAGCAACGAGCAACAACGCCACCAUCACCCCCAUCGCGCAGCAAUGCCCACGCAUUGCAACGAGGUUCUGCUCACCUGGAUGGGGCUGUGCAUGGCCGCGGCAGGUGUCCUCAACACGCUGGCCAAGGAGAUGGCCUACGGUCGCUUCUGGGACCGCGAGGGGCAGCCGCGUGUGAUGCUUCCCGCAAGGCUGGCGUGGUGCACGCAAGAGCUUCCCUCUUUCGCGGUGCCAGUGAUCCUCCUGCUGAUGCACGUGGGCUCCUCCGAGCGCGACUCCGUCGACGCGGUGAACAUUGUGCAUCUGGCAAUGUUCUGCGGGCACUACUUCCAAAGGACAUUCAUCUUCUCAUUGCUGUCUCGGGGCCGCCCCACAUCCUUGUCUGUCAUGGUGAAGGCAUUUGUAUUUUGCGCCCUCAACGGAUACCUGCAAAGCUACAACCUUCUGAAAUGCAAGAGCUACCCGUCGGACUGGCUCACCGAUGCACGUUUUCUCAUAGGCUCCAUCAUCUUCCUGGCUGGCAUGGCUAUGAACAUUCACAGCGAUCGGAUCCUUCGAAAUCUGCGGAAACCUGGGGAGUAUGUGUACAGAAUCCCACGUGUGCCUCCAGUGCCUGUCUGUGCGCUGGUGCGGCUGCAGGAGGGUUGUUCGAGCUGGUAUCCGGUGCCAACUUCCUGGGCGAGAUUGUGGAGUGGAUCGGCUACGCCCUGGCCACCUGGACCUUCCCUGCCUUUGCCUUCGCUAUUUUCACCAUCGGUUGCAUCGGGCCUCGCGCCCUGCACCACCACCGAUAUUACCAUGAACAUUUUUCAGACUAUCCCAAGUCAAGAAAAGCUUUAAUUCCAUAUUUUCUGUAAAAGGCCACUGCUGCCCUUAAUCGAGUUGUCAUUGUGCUUUAUAUUUUAAUACAACAUUCUAGAAUUUACAUUUACCACUUUGAACGCCGCUACCAAGGACAGUAUAACGAGAACUUGAUGGGAGACUACAUUUGGGGGCUCAUUCGUGAAAGUGAUUUACAUUAUAAUCGUAAAUCUAGAAAAACUACUCCCUUCUAAAUUUUUUGUCGUAAUUUUUGUAUUACUUUAGUAUAAAUACAUGUUAAUUUUGAUUCAUGUGUUGUUUUUUAUGACUUUAUGUGAACGUAAAGACACAAAUUCGCCCGUUUUCUCAUUGAAAAUAGGUACAUUUCAAAAUAUCACUGUCCUGGUCAUAAAAGCAAAAAUUGUGGGCAAUAAUAGCCAUUUUCUGUACUCACAAGUGCUUCUGUUUAAUAGGCAAGUUAAUAAACGCAGGAGGCAUCACAUUGA
Lethenteron reissneri (Far Eastern brook lamprey) is the source of this 1697-nucleotide messenger RNA. Its product is annotated as 3-oxo-5-alpha-steroid 4-dehydrogenase 2-like. The record is from RefSeq and is a predicted model, not a curated record. Gene Ontology annotation, molecular function: 3-oxo-5-alpha-steroid 4-dehydrogenase activity. Gene Ontology annotation, biological process: steroid biosynthetic process. Gene Ontology annotation, cellular component: membrane. Lineage: Eukaryota; Metazoa; Chordata; Hyperoartia; Petromyzontiformes; Petromyzontidae.